Molecule: messenger RNA, 820 nt
Organism: Boeremia exigua
Lineage: Eukaryota; Fungi; Ascomycota; Dothideomycetes; Pleosporales; Didymellaceae
Exons: 2
Coding region: 194-610 (138 amino acids)
Source: RefSeq, a predicted model, not a curated record
CAAGCUGAAGCUCGACGCUCGACACGCUCCACUUCCCCGCGGGCAUCUCGCCCCACUCCAAACAUCACCGCGGCCAAGACAGAAUCAACAAACCAAGCAUUCCUCGAUCCUCAGUCAAGUCUCAGCUGAAACUGCGUGCAGUCCUGCAACCCGAAUCGAAUUGCACGGUGGUUGAGUCCAAAAUCCCCCCACAAUGGACCACACCCGCGCUGUCCGCCCUCCAGCCGGAGCUCGUCGCAACCUUUUCCAGAGCACACGACGACAAAACCCGACUGCAGUGCGUCCGGACACGGCCACAAUCUUCCAACAACCCAUGGAAGAAGAGAUGGUCGAGCGGACGUCAAAUGGAGAGUUUGCGCUGUAUGCGCCGCAAACGGUUUAUAAGCACAUGGCACUAGGAUUGGGCAGCGGGAGGGAAAGUGACGAAGAUACCGAGCAAGAGAAUCAGAUCAUCGAGUUGUAUGGGCGCAAGAACACACAUUGGGACACAGAGGCUGUGGAGGCUGAGGUCAAGGCUGCGUUGAAGUCGAGUCUAGCGAAAAAGGUCGCAAGCCUGGAGGACGACAAGUGGAUGUUUGAGGGUGAUGCAGAUGCAGCCGGGAAGAAGUAGGUUGGUGGAAGCAAGUGUCAAUGUUAUGAUCCGCGAUACCCUUACAGCAAAGCUAAGUAACACAAGUUCCUCAUGUCCAGUAUAAUGCUCGAGACUUUUGACUCUGACAGAGCUAAACAUGCUCUCUCAAAUCAGACGAGAUCUACCACUGAGUCUUGAUGACUCCUUAUUUCUCUUCAAAACAUCUCCUCACUGACCCGACUGCAGUGG